This is a messenger RNA of Bicyclus anynana (squinting bush brown), 2228 nucleotides long. Its product is annotated as raffinose invertase-like. Bases 157 to 1647 code for a protein of 496 amino acids. The transcript has a single exon. Gene Ontology annotation, molecular function: beta-fructofuranosidase activity. NCBI's taxonomy places the organism in Eukaryota, Metazoa, Arthropoda, Insecta, Lepidoptera, Nymphalidae. Gene Ontology annotation, biological process: carbohydrate metabolic process. Gene Ontology annotation, cellular component: cytoplasm. The record is from RefSeq and is a predicted model, not a curated record.
UAGCUAGAUUUUUGCAUGAGGUAAUUGUUUACAAUAAUCCAUUGUAGAUACUAGUCGUUGAGGAUUAGGCAAUAAUUCAGCGUAAUAUUGUUUACUAACUUCAUCUAUUGUCGUAGAUCGCAUUUUGUCAAUUACGUCCCAGUAGUAGAUUCAGUCAUGCGCGUAUUUGUAAAACUAAUGGACGUGUUCAACCUGGUCUUGUGCCUCUGUGUUAUCUGCGGUACUAUAAACAGUUCUCCCGACAUUUUUGUGAAGCAAAAGAGAAAAUAUCGGCCCAUCUAUCAUUUGACAUCAUCGCAGGGUUGGAUGAAUAAUCCAGCGGGCAUCACGGUAUUCAGGAGGAAAUACCACAUUUUCUACCAGCUCCACCCCUACAACGCGCCGUUGGGACUCGUGAGUUGGGGCCACGCGAUCAGUACCAACUUGGUAGACUGGCUCCAUUACCCAGCAGCCUUGGUGCCCAGCAAAACAUAUGACAGACAUGGCUGCCUCUCUGGCACGGCGUUAGUGAACUGGCGUUUCCUCACUUUAUUUUACACUGGACACAGAAUCUCCAAUAACGUUAGUUACGAAACGCAAAACAUUGCCAUGAGUCGCGAUGGAAUUAUCUUCAAAAAAUACAUCUAUAAUCCGGUUAUAAAACAAUCUCCCAUAAAUACAAAAGUGCUGAGAAACCCUAAAGUGUGGCGGUUUCGAAAUUAUUGGUAUAUGAUUUUGGGGACCACUUCGAUACUGGGCACCGGUGAACUGCUUCUGUAUACUUCUCCAGAUAUGUUCAAUUGGAAGCUGUAUAGGACGGUGGCAACCUCUUACGGGGACAUGGGCUAUAUUUGGGAGAAUCCUGAUUUAUUCAAAUUGAAUGGUCAUCACGUACUUCUAUUAUCGGCUAUAGGAAUACAGGUACCGUCAGACGAUUACAGGUUUAAUAAUAAGUAUCAAGUGGGAUACGUCGUUACGAGAUUUGAUUACCUGACAGCCCGAUUCGAAGAUUUGGAAUUAUCAGCAGCGACUUUCCAUCAGCUGGACAACGGACACGAUUUCUACGCUCCAAAGACAUUGUCUUCUAACGGAAGAAGGAUUUUGAUAGCUUGGAUGGGCAUGUGGGAAAAUAAUUUCACCUCUACCACGUUCGGCUGGGCUGGGAUGAUGACGUUGCCCCGUGAACUUAGUCUGAACGUAGAUGGGCGUAUUCUUAUGACACCUAUUAAGGAAAUCGUCAGCUUACGUACGGAAUUAGUAGAAAGCGCGUGGUACGAACCUGGAGAAAUGUUCCUAGCGGGGUAUAAGUCUUUCGAACUACUGGUGAAUUCAACGUCGCCGUUCUCGGACACUGUGCUUAUAUUUGAUUGGAUAACUGGAGCUUUUAGUAUCAGAUACUCUGCAGAAUUUGGAUAUAUAAGCGUGGACCGAGGAGAUGAUGACGGCGAAAGGAGAGCGUAUUGGUCACCCGAGAAAUAUAUUUUUCUACGAAUUUUCGUUGAUGCCAGUUCUGUGGAAAUCUUUUGCGGGGAAGGUGAGGUGGUGUUCAGUAGCCGCAUAUAUCCAAAUGCUAUGAUAAUCCGAGUAGAAGGCAGUACUAAUGUGUAUAUCGUACAGUACCGAUUGCGUAGAAGCGUUAGAUUCGACAGUCUAAAAUAUCGUCCUUAAAAAAAUGUGAUAGACACUGCGCGUGCAUGCUAAUGCAUAUGUUGCAGAACUAUUUUAAAAAUAAGCUAGCAAAUGUAAAUCUAACGGCUACAAGAGAGCGAAGCAUUUGGUUCCUACCUACUACUAGACGUUCAUAUUUUCACCAAUAUAGCCCAGUCGAUAGACGUCCACAUAUAUACAAACCUCUUGCAUGGACUUCCACGGUCUCGAGUCGCUAGUAUUCAUCGGCUCCCUAUAACCCGCUUGAUCUCUUCGGUAGUAGGGGGUCGACUAAAACAGCUCUUGUCACCGGUCACUAUUCCAGCACCUUGGGAUCCCGAUACCAGAUUUAGUUAGAUUCAACCAAUAUAAUAGGUAACUCUUAAUUUAUUUAUUUUAUUUUUUUUCUUAAUUUUGAGUAGUUGUAGUUCAAAUUGUAAGAAUCCGAGAAUGUCUCCAAUUCAAACAAAUUGUAAGUGUACGUCUUCUGUCAUAAAGGGCCCCGGCCUGUCUCCUGACCCAAAUGAAUACGUGACGAUUUUUCUGGAUUUGCCCGGCCCGAAUCAGAUGGCAGGUUACAUUGACAGACUGAUUGAAGGAUA